GUCAUUUUCAUUAAGUUAAGGACUAGGCUGUUAUGUGAGCUUUUUUGUUGCAAACUAAAUUCAAUUAUGAGUAAGAGAUUGUGGAGAUUGUUAAAUUCUAUUGAAACUAUAAACCGAUCUAAGUUAGACCACCAUUCAAAACCUGCGAUUACAGGACACCCGUUUCGUCUCAUCAUGGGACUCCUUAGCAGUGCACAUCCACUAUCCCGCACGAGGUGACUGAACCCAUGACAUUCAGUCUCGUGCUCUAACGCAUAACCUCUGGACAACUGAGUCGGUAUCCAACGUUGUUAAUGUCCAACUUUAACCAAUCCAAGACAUGGCCCGACCAUUUCCCAUUGUCUCCAGUGGAUAACUGCCUCACACCCAAAACGGAUUAGUUCCAUCAGUCACUGCUUCUGACGAGGACUCCAGAAGCUUUUUGAAAGCCAUUCAAUAGCAAGCACAUGAUAACUGCCAGUGGGGGAUUGUGGAAGUUAAGCGCUCACUCCCAAAACCGAAGGUCCUGGGUCCGAUUCCAGCGUGCGGGAUAGUAGGGGAGUCCCAAACUAGGACGAAACGACUGUCAAGUGCUUCCAGGCUUUAAAUAGUGGUCUAAAUUAGAUCGGUUCAUGAUUUCAAUAAAGUUUAUUACUUUUAUCAUUUUACAGAAAAAAAUAAAAAAUGCUGAAAGCGAAAGGGAUUUAAUUUUGAGAAUUAUAGCGCGCUUACAAACUCAAGAGGGACUUGCUACUGACAGUAACAAACAUUCUAGUCAUGAAUCAUAUCCAGUGAACGGAAUUAAGUCCUCAUAUACUGAGAAUAUGGGGAAGCAAAACUCGUGUGAAAAAGUUGAGUACAAUAACAAAAACGCUUUGUUCAAAUCAGACAAUCUUUCUGAAGGAAUUCAUUCAAAGUGUGUCAGAUGCAAUAGUGCUCCAAACAAUUCUAAACAAUCGCGACGUAAUUCAAAUUCAAUUAGUCCUCCGGAAAAAUGUGAUGCAGUGGAGCUUCAUAACAUUGAAAAAUUUAUUAACGUUGUGCUGAUUCGAAAGCUUCAAACUUUGGCUGAUCAUUGUCGCAAAUCUUUACAAACAUGUUUAUAUCUCCACCAAAAUGGUAGUAUGAAUCCUGCGCAUCAACCUGAAACGCCAACUUGGACUAAUGUACCGAAUUUCUUCCCAAGAGGUUGUCCAUGUAAAAAUUCCAGUUUAAAUGAUGGAUUCGUUAAACGUCAGUCUAAACACGAUACAACUGACACUACCCUUUGUAAAGUCAAAGAGCCAGUCAAAGAUGAACACUUUUGUAAAACUUUAUUAGAUAAUUCAAAUUCGAUGAAUCCAACAUUUAAUUCUAAAUCUCAAGUUUGCCAAACUGUUGAACUUGGAAUAAAUGCUAAACCAUGUAAAAAGAUUUUGAAUGCUAAUAAAUUCACAUUUACAAAUAAUAAAUAUUGUAGUGGAAAAUGUUAUCACUGUAAAGAAAAUCAGUUGAAAACACCUGUGAUACGCGAAGUGAUUGACUAUACUCUACCAAUAAGAAAAAUAGCAUGGAAAUAACAAUAACAUUUGUAUAUGCUUAAUCUUUCAAGAUAUAAUAAAAAACCAAAUAUUUUUUUUCGGAGAAAUAUAUUUGCGACACUUGUGUUUUCCUUGACUUUGUAUUUCCUUUCUACUAUCAACCUAUUUAACUAGUUAUUGAACAUUGAGUUUACC
Schistosoma spindalis is the source of this 1694-nucleotide messenger RNA. NCBI's taxonomy places the organism in Eukaryota, Metazoa, Platyhelminthes, Trematoda, Strigeidida, Schistosomatidae. The record is from the annotation of a GenBank genome assembly.